Racocetra fulgida is the source of this 241-nucleotide messenger RNA. NCBI's taxonomy places the organism in Eukaryota, Fungi, Glomeromycota, Glomeromycetes, Diversisporales, Gigasporaceae. The record is from the annotation of a GenBank genome assembly.
GUCAAGUACUAGACCUUUCAGAUGCCAAUUUCAUUUCUUCUACUCAAGUUCGCAGUGGCUCUUUUCAAGAGGCUGGACAAUGCGACAUUGUGGUUAUUACUGCUGGUGCCAAACAGAAAUCUGGUGAAUCAAGAGUUGAAGUAGAUAUAUUGACUCGAAUUGCUCAAAAACUAUCUGGUUUGCCAGAAAAACAAGUUUUUGGAUCGGGAACUUUUUUGGAUUCGGCCAGAUUAAGACUUAA